GCCAUUAAAGGAGCAGAGCGGAGAUUGAAUUACUGACUUCCUUCCUGCCAGUGGCUCAUGGGGAAAGGGCUCUUGGAAAUAGAAUCUAGCCGAGAGCAAAUUAAGGUUGCUAAUAGCAUGGCUGCCUCCCGGGCUGCUGGGGGGAGCCCAGCUGAGAAGGGUCAGGGAAGAGAGACCCCUGCAGAGGGAAGGAGCUGCCUGCCGGCCCCUCCAUCCCCAGUACCUUGCUCUUUGUAAGGAGCCCAGACUGGGGACACUGGCCUGAGUGUCCCAGUCUUUUGGCCCUGAGAGGUUUGAUGCAGAGUGGGGGCUGGGAGGACCCUGGGGACACUGAGGCGGAGACCCCUGAAAGGUGUCCAGGACGCCGCCUACCCCAACAGCCUUGAGAAGGCGCCCACGGCCUGCGAGAGGAACCCGAGUUUGUGACUGCAAGAGCUGGCGAGGGUGUGGUCUUGCGAUGCGACGUAAUCCACCCGGUGACGGGACAGCCCCCACCCUAUGUCGUAGAGUGGUUCAAGUUUGGGGUCCCCAUCCCUAUCUUCAUCAAGUUUGGCUACUACCCGCCCCACGUGGACCCUGAGUAUGCAGGCCGGGCCAGUCUCCACGAUAAGGCAUCCUUGCGGCUGGAGCAGGUUCGCUCCGAGGACCAGGGCUGGUACGAGUGCAAAGUGCUCAUGCUGGACCAGCAAUAUGAUACCUUCCACAACGGGAGCUGGGUCCACCUCACUAUCAACGCCCCUCCCACCUUUACAGAAACACCCCCCCAGUACAUCGAGGCCAAGGAGGGUGGCAGUAUUACCAUGACCUGCACAGCUUUUGGGAACCCCAAGCCCAUUGUCACCUGGCUCAAGGAGGGGACGCUCCUCGGUGCUAGUGGGAAGUACCAGGUGAGUGACGGCAGCCUGACAGUGACAUCGGUCAGUCGGGAGGACAGAGGCGCCUAUACCUGUCGAGCAUACAGCAUCCAGGGGGAGGCUGUCCAUACAACCCACCUGCUGGUCCAAGGGCCGCCUUUCAUUGUUUCCCCUCCUGAGAACAUCACUGUCAACAUAUCCCAGGACGCUCUGCUCACCUGCCGGGCAGAGGCGUAUCCCGGAAACCUCACCUACACCUGGUACUGGCAGGACGAGAACGUCUACUUCCAGAAUGACCUGAAGCUGAGGGUGCGAAUCCUGAUCGAUGGGACCCUGAUCAUCUUCCGGGUAAAGCCAGAAGAUGCAGGGAAGUACACCUGCGUCCCUAGCAACAGUCUGGGGCGCUCCCCCUCUGCCUCGGCGUACCUGACAGUGCAGUACCCCGCCCGCGUGCUCAACAUGCCCCCUGUCAUUUACGUGCCCGUGGGGAUCCAUGGCUACAUCCGCUGCCCCGUGGACGCAGAGCCACCAGCCACCGUGGUCAAGUGGAACAAAGACGGGCGCCCCCUGCAGGUUGAGAAGAACCUAGGUUGGACCUUGAUGGAAGAUGGCUCCAUUCGAAUCGAGGAGGCCACAGAAGAGGCCCUUGGCACUUAUACCUGUGUGCCUUACAACACCUUGGGGACCAUGGGCCAGUCUGCUCCUGCGAGGCUCAUCCUGAAGGACCCCCCGUAUUUCACGGUGCUACCAGGCUGGGAGUAUAGGCAGGAGGCUGGCCGGGAGCUGCUCAUCCCCUGUGCGGCCGCAGGGGAUCCCUUCCCUGUCAUCACAUGGAGAAAGGUAGGGAAGCCCAGCAGAAGCAAGCACAACGUCCUGCCCAGUGGGAGUCUCCAAUUUCGCGCCCUGAGUAAGGAGGACCACGGGGAGUGGGAAUGUGUCGCCACCAACGUGGUCACGAGCAUCACUGCCAGCACUCACCUCACUGUCAUUGGCACCAGCCCCCAUGCCCCAGGCAGUGUCCGGGUCCAUGUCUCCAUGACAACUGCCAAUGUGUCCUGGGAGCCCGGCUAUGACGGAGGAUACGAGCAGACAUUCUCAGUUUGGUACGGACCUCUGAUGAAGCGGGCACAGUUUGGGCCCCACGACUGGCUGUCCUUGUCAGUGCCACCGGGACCCAACUGGCUGCUGGUGGACACUCUGGAGCCUGAGACAGCAUACCAGUUCAGCGUCCUGGCCCAGAACAAGCUUGGAACCAGCGCCUUCAGUGAGGUGGUCACUGUGAACACUUUAGCAUUCCCUAUUACAACUCCAGAACCCCUGGUGCUGGUCACCCCACCAAGGUGCCUCAUAGCCAAUCGGACUCAGCAGGGUGUGCUCCUGUCCUGGCUCCCACCUGCCAACCACAGCUUUCCCAUUGACCGCUACAUCAUGGAGUUCCGCGUCGGGGAGCGCUGGGAGAUGCUUGACGAUGCCAUCCCAGGCACUGACACAGAGUUCUUUGCCAAGGAUCUGUCACAGGACACCUGGUACGAGUUCCGGGUCCUGGCCGUCAUGCAGGAUCUGAUCAGUGAGCCCAGCAACAUCGCCGGCGUCUCCAGCACAGACAUCUUCCCGCAGCCGGACCUGACCGCGGACGGGCUGGCGCGGCCUGUGUUGGCUGGAAUCGUAGCUACCAUCUGCUUCCUGGCAGCUGCCAUCCUAUUCAGCACCCUGGCUGCCUGCUUUGUCAACAAGCAGCGCAAGCGUAAGCUCAAGCGUAAAAAAGACCCUCCACUCUCCAUCACUCAUUGCAGGAAAAGCCUGGAGUCUCCCUUGUCCUCAGGCAAGGUGAGCCCCGAGAGCAUCCGGACGCUCCGGGCCCCAUCAGAGUCCUCUGACGACCAAGGCCAGCCUGCAGCCAAGAGGAUGCUGAGCCCCACGCGGGAGAAGGAGCUGUCGCUGUAUAAGAAGACCAAGAGAGCCAUUAGCAGCAAGAAGUACAGCGUGGCCAAGGCCGAGGCGGAGGCAGAGGCCACCACCCCCAUUGAGCUCAUCAGCAGGGGCCCUGACGGCCGCUUCGUGAUGGACCCUGCUGAGAUGGAGCCCUCGCGGAAGAGCAGGCACAUCGAGGGCUUCCCCUUUGCAGAGGAGACUGACAUGUACCCCGAGUUCCGCCAGUCAGACGAGGAGAACGACGACCCGCUGGUGCCCACGUCUGUGGCUGCUCUCAAGUCCCAGCUGACCCCUCUGUCAUCCAGCCAGGAGUCCUACCUGCCACCACCAGCAUAUAGCCCUCGGUUCCAGCCCCUGGAGGGUCGUCUCCAGGCCACGGGCCAGGCCAGGCCCCCGGUCCCCCGGCCUUUCCAACACGGCCAGUAUUAUGGGUACCUCAGCAGCAGCAGCCCUGGGGAGGUCGAGCCGCCCCCCUUCUAUGUGCCAGAAGUGGGCAGCCCCCUGAGCUCUGUCCUGUCGUCCCCACCCCUGCACAGCGAGGGGCCCUUUGGCCACCCCACCAUCCCUGAGGAGAAUGGAGAGAAUGCUUCCAGCAGCACGCUGCCCUUGGCCCAGACGCCCACGGGGGGGCGCUCCCCUGAGCCCUGGGGCCGGUCAGAGUUCCCCUUUGGGGGGCUGGAAGCCCCAGCCAUGAUGUUCCCCCACCAGCUGCAUUCCUGUGACGUCACCGAGAGUCUGCAGCCCAAGGCCUGCCUCCCCCGAGGACUGCCCCCCACCUCCCUGCAGGUGCCCGCAGCUUACCCAGGCAUCCUGUCCCUGGAGGCACCCAAGGGCUGGGUGGGCAAGUCACCUGGCAGGGGUUCUGUCCCAGUGCCCCCCGCCGCCAAGUGGCAGGACAGACCUAUGCAACCUCUGGCGAGCCAAGGGCAGCUAAGACAUACCAGCCAAGGUAUGGGCAUACCCGUGUUGCCUUACCCCGAGCCGGCCGAGCCCGGGGGGCAGGGCGGCCCCAGCACAUUUGGCCUGGACACCCGGUGGUAUGAGCCCCGGCCCCGGCCCAGCCCCCGGCAGGCCAGGCGCGCCGAGCCUAGUUUACAUCAAGUGGUGCUACAGCCAUCUCGGCUAUCACCUCUGACCCAAAGCCCCCUGAGCUCCCGCACCGGCUCCCCUGAGCUUGCGGCCCGCGCCCGGCCUCGCCCAGGCCUCCUGCAGCAGGCAGAGAUGUCGGAGAUCACCCUGCAGCCGCCGGCCGCGGUCAGCUUCUCCCGCAAGUCCACACCGUCCACAGGCUCCCCUUCCCAGAGCAGCCGCAGCGGGAGCCCCAGCUACCGGCCCGCCAUGGGCUUCACCACUCUGGCCACAGGCUACCCUUCCCCUCCGCCAGGCCCCGCGCCUACUGGGCCUGGGGACAACUUGGAUGUGUUUGGACAGACACCUUCCCCUCGAAGGAUGGGGGAGGAACUGCUCCGACCAGAGCCACCCCCACCCACAUUACCUACUUCAGGAACACUUCCACCUGCACCCGGGAAUGCUGCUGCACCUGAGAGGCUGGAGGCUCUGAAAUACCAACGGAUAAAGAAGCCCAAAAAGUCAUCCAAGGGCUCUUCGAAGUCAAAGAAACGAUCCGACGGCCCUGCCUCCCAGGCUCAGCAGCUCCCCAGCUCUCAGGUUCUGUGGCCCGAGGAAGCUGUCUGCCUCCGAAAGAAGAAGAGACACUCUCGUCCUGACCCCUUUGCCCGGCUCUCAGACUUGUGUCACCGCCAGCUUCCAGAAGACCAGACGGCGAUUCUCAACAGUGUGGACCAUAACGAUCCUGGCCACGCUACUCUGCUAUGAUCCAGCCCCACUAUAAGUGUCCCCAGGGCGAGGUGCUGGGCUCACGGGGCAGGGAGGGACGUUGUGCGUGGCGUGUCCUCCUCUGCCCGCCAAGGGAUGGCCCAGACCUGUGUUCUGCGUGCCCUCGCUCCUGUUGGAGGGGGCCUCCUUCUGGAUCCAGCCCUGCUGGCCUCACCUCUGGGACGGGGGGCUGGGGCAGACCCUCCACCUGUGGGUUAAGGUCAGGAAGUGAAUUGGGGACAGGGAGACAUGUGUCUCCUCCCCUCUUCCCCCCUGCUUCACUGCAUUAAUUUUUCUCACCUCUUCCAAUGUCUUUGGAAGUGAAGGAGAGGAAAGUGAUGGCUUUUAUUGCUCUCGGCUUCUGUUUCAGUUUCCCUAGUGCUGGCGGAGGGCUGGAUUUCCAUGCCGUCUCCCAGGCGCCACGUAUAUAUAGAUACAGAUACAAACGCACAUGUGUGUAGUGUGUAGGCUUCGCUACGUGUGUAUAUAUGUACAUUGAAGCAAAGCGCUGUUGCUCGCUGUGGUCAAUGCAGGCAGGAGGACAGGGAGGGCGGCAGCCAGCGGGGUUUGUGAGUGAGGCUGUCCAGAUCUGGCCGGGUGCCUGGUGUCUGUCUUGGGGGAUUCGUCCUCCUGAAACAGGACUCAUGCCUCUCCACCGAGUACACCAUUUGUCGCCUAUCUUCUUCCAGCUAGAGCAGAAAUGAGGCCUUGCAUUGAUUACUGGCUGCUGGCUUGGGGCUUCAGCAGUGAGUUCCUGCAGAACUAAACUCAAGCCUUUAUCUCUUGGUUCCUGGGUGAAGAAAGGGCGGUCAGGCACUCAGCCUGGUAUCUCCCUUCCUUCCAGUUUUUUGGGCUACGUAAGUAGCAGCUGCUUAGCCAUGGGGCCAAAAGGCAAGCCCCCGGUGCAGAGUUCAGCUCAUCCUUCAGCCCCUUUUGGUCCAGCUACCCCCACUGUGGCCCCACUGUGGAGCCACCAGGCUGAGCGCCAGCCUGCCACGGCUCUAUUUAUACCGUCUGUGGCUCUGUGCUCUUGGAGCGCUGCUCCGUGGUGGCUGAUUGGAUCCUCCUUUCCUUUUGUGGGAGCUAAUUCCCCAGAUUGAUUAAUUGCCACUUGUGAGCCGCCUGCGACUCCUUCCCGUGCCUGCUUGGCGCUGCCUGCUCUUCUUGUCGCCCCGGGCUUCCCCCACCCUGCAGACCCCAGCUCCAGUAGGAUGGGUUGCGAUGUAGCCAGGGAGCCUCAGAUUCCCACAUUCUGGGGUGCUCUGGGUCCCCACUGUCUUUUCCCAGUUCUGUUGUGUGGAGCUGCCUGAGGCAUAGGGACGAAGGUGGGAGGGGUGGUAAGUAGGGGUCUGGGCACGACACUUCCUCUGCCAAUGUCCUGUCCUAGUUCCAACUAUUAGCAUCCAGACGCUUCUGUGAGGCCAUCUUUCUACUAAGAUUCAUCUCUCUCUUCCAAUAAGACAAUGGUGCUGCCCAGGAUAGGGCAGAAAGCCUGAGGGUGGGCUGGAGGGUGGGGCUGCUCCCCCACCUCCUCUGUGCAGGAGCCCCCACUUGUGGUGUGGCCUGGAAUAAAGGUAGCUGCCAGGGUCCCUGAGGUGUUUUCUUCUUGGUGCUGCUGUCUUGGUGGGUUUGGCGUCACCCCCCUCUUCCCAUUCUCCUGCUUGGACCUUAGCCACCUCAGAGCACUGGAGGGCUUCUGUGGGUCUCAUUGCUGUGUCCAGAGGCUUGGCCGAAUGACCUAGGUAAGGUGGGUCCUCAGGGGGCUGGGAAGCUGGUCUUUCCUCUGGGCGUCUGUCUAGGGGGUAUGGAUCUUGCUGUAGACAGGCCCUGGUACUUCCUUCCUCGGCCCUGGUGAGCUGGGACCUGCUCCACCCUGAGGUUCACCACAAAAGUCACACUGCCACAUUUCACUUCUGAAUGCACGGGAAGGUGUCACGGUGAAACAGGUGCAUAGGACUGGGCCGUGUGCCCUCGGGUGGAGCCUGGGCCUUCCCUGGGGCAUGAGAACCUACUUGCCCAUUGAUCAGCAGCUCUUGCAGAAUUGGGAAACAGCUGCUCUGGCUGUGUCCUUUCUCCUUCCUCAUGCUGGUGGCUCUGGCACUCUUCUGGGGACAGUGGGAGCAGGCUGACCUGAGAGGGCAGGAUGAGGACACAUCACAGGUCAGCGUGCAGCCCGCGUCUCCCAGGACGGGGCUCAGGUGCGUGGCCCAGGUCCUGGGUGGACUGGGAACGUGGGCUUCAGGCUGUUGGACUUGGGGAUGAAUUCAGCCACCUUUUCUGAGCACUGUCCUAGGAAUUACAGGCUUGGACAUCAGAAAAGAGGAGGAGGAGGGGUGGAAGGCUCUGCUUCCUCGUGGGUGGAGAUCCUCAGACUCUGGCCAUGCUUUCCAGAGGCCCCCAGGACUAACAAAGGUGCCGACUCCCGGUCUGCUCCGCCCUUCCCUGGCAGUGCCCCUUACUCAGCCUGCCAGACCACACGGUGGGAGCUGUGCUUUUUGUUGACACCGGGUGGCAGUUGUGCUGUGCUGUCCCCCACGCCAGGGGGAGGACACCAGGUCUGGCUAUUUGUCAGUGGCCUAGGACUCCUAGUCCUCCCAAGAAGCCUUUCUUCUACGACAGUGUUCUCAGAUGCCAGCAGCCUUCCUGCAGCCCUGGGGAAUGGGCAGAACACAACCCUCUUCCUCCAUGGGACGAGGGUAAAGAUUUCACAGGCACAUGCUUAGGUGCUGGGUGUGAGCACAUGUGUGAUAGUGUUGCCAUGUGCACACGAGGGACACGUGGCCAUUUCUAGGGACCAGUAUCCUUUGCGAUCUGCCUCUGAGACAAUGGCAGCGCCCAUGUCCAGCUUCUUAGGAGUUUGUGCUCCACCCUGUGGGAGAUCCCUCAUCUUCUGGGUACCCACCUUCACAGUCUGGUAGUCUCGCAGUAGAAGGGACUCAGAGGAAAAUCUAUCCCGGCGUCUCAGAUUUUCAUCUGCCUCUUCAUUCUGCGUCUUAGUGGCUGUUUGAGUGUUAGAUGAUUCACAGACCAGGAAGAGGGUAAUGGUGUGAUCUCCGCGCGGCCUGAAAGACCGCGUGUGUAUAGGGAGGGGAGAUGAGUAACAGGGGGAGAAGGUGAAUGCUGUUUCCUGAUUUGCAGGCUGGCUGCCAGGGCUCUGUGACUCUGAGUGGGGUCCUGGCUGGGUUGCUGUGUUUGGCCUGGGCCCAGCGUCUGGUGGUGGGGCUGUGCCUCUUGGCAGCUUUUCUCGAGGAGCUGGGGGUAGGAGAAGCCUUUUGAAAUAAUUCUACCAUCUCAACAGGAAGGAUGCCUUCUUCCCAGCAGGCUGACAGGGUCUGGGCUCCCCUUAAGAAAGGGGUCUGUCUCUGACCAUGCUCUCAGGGAAGGCUCGAGAGGGGUGGAUUGAGCCGAGUGCUUACUGAUAUUUGUCCAUGCGCUCUCUGUCUUUAUUUUUGAUUCGUGAUCUAAACUAUUUGGGGUUGAACUGAUUUCAGUUGCUUUAUUUCUCUGCCCUCUUCAGGGAGAGGGAACUGGGUAAGGUUCAGAUAUGGAAUUUUGUGACUUUCUUUUUGCAGGGAGAGGUCAAGCUUGGCAAAACAAUAGCUUCAGAGGAGAAACAGAGUUCAUGGAGCACUGGAAUGUCUUUGCCCCUGCCCGGGAGCUGAAUCCAGGGCCAAAGCAUAUGUGGCUUCUUCUAAUUCUGUUAGCAAAAUCUUUUGGGGGGCUUGGGGGUGGGCUGGGGGAAGAAUUGUACAUAAAGUACAUUUUAUUACUAUGUAGAGAAACCUAGGAAAAGAAAAGCUAAUGGUUAAUCUUGGGCUUGCUUUGCUUGCAUGUAAAGGAGCUUCUGGGGGGCAGUGCAGGGAAUGUUGGGGAGUAUUAGGAAAGGGGUCAGAAGGUCAAGUGGGUGGGUACACAGGGAGCCCCCAUUCCUAUGAGUACAGCCACCCCAGCUCUCUAUGGAAACUGCAUAUUCCCACGGGGACGUGUAUGCCCAGCCCUACCUCGUGUCUUCUCUAGAGUAAUGUGAGAUCAGGUUCCCUCAGGGUAGACAUGUGGAGCCUUGAAUGGCUGUGUUUAUUGCUUUGGGGAGAGGGUUCAUGAGUUAUCUGAAUGGCCAGAUCUAAGCUGAAUGGGGUUAUGGGUUGGGCAGGUGUUUCAGGAAGGGGAAUUAGAGCUGGAGUGUGGAGGAGAGGCCUGUGUGCUUUGCCGUGGGCCCAUGAGGCUGGGAGGGGUAUAGAGUGUGAGGUCAGGCCUGAAUUAGGAGCAGGGACCCUGGAGUAUGGGGGCAGGACCACGUCGGGGAACAGCCAGUGUGUGAUAGUGUAGCUACCUCUAGGGGGCAGCAUACCCAACGAGGGGUCACCACCAUACAGAAAAGAGUGAUUGCCUGGUAGCAGGCCAAGUGGGGCAUGGUGGCCCUGCAGGGCAUGUUGGGGACAUGUGUGUGUGUGUGUGUGGGGGGGCGUCUACUUGAGAAUAGACUGUGGGGUGGGGUCCCGGCAAGUGGGCCCAGACUGGAUUUUGGAAGAGGUCUUGCUUCUUUGUCAGACUUCUUUGCUUCUUCUCGAAUUAGCCUCAAACACUUAAGUGCCCAAACCAAAAACAUGGACAUCCUUGUAACAUUUUUCCACUUUGUCUGUUCUGGGGGCUCCUCAGACCUAAGGCCCAUCCUAUCACCAGCUCCCUAUCAGUGGGGAAGGAGGAACGGAUCCUUCUCAAGAGCUGCUGGUGUGUUUUCGUCAGACGUAGCAGGCCGCCUCUCUCUUCUUCUAUGACCUGAAAAUGUUCACAGGACAUUGGUGAUGGUGAUGGGGAGGAGGGGUUGGGGCCUGACUUGCCUUUCUCACUCUUCCUUCUUGUGGUAAACAGGCUUCCUUCAGAUCAUAAAGCUAUGCAGUGGCUUCAUAGCUAGAGGAUCUGCCUUCACUUUCUAUUUUUUUGCUAGGUCAAAGUCACCAGUCUAUGCUAAGGUAGGAAGGUGAAAGUUCUGCCCUGAGAUCAGAGACCAGCCAUUUUUCUGCCCUCCUUAACGUCUUCAAAUCUACUUCUUUUUGGAUCAAGAGGCAGAAUUAAAAAUCUCUUCUUUAGAAGAAGUCAGUAAACCAAGGAUCAAAGCCCAGAUUGGACUUCAGCACUCCUACUAACUUGACAUUUGGGUCGGGGGUAUCCAUUACCACCCUUCCCUUCGACUGCCAGUGAAUCCACACUGGCCCAGAGCCUUAUUUCUGGGCCCCUGUCUAUACUUUCAAAAUAGACUUUCAGGAGCAAGUAUAAUAUCCUCAUCAGACAAUUCCUGCAUUAGGUUGCUGAGAAGGUUGCAGUUUUUUCAUGACCUCAUUUUAAGUUGCUGGAAAAACUCUCAGUAGAUUAAAUUAGGUCCAAAGACUCCAAAGACACCCUCAGACUCCAAAGGUUUCUGUGUAGCAGAAGGAAAAAAAUUAAGCAUUAGUGCAAAGGUUAUUAAUGGCUGGCCACACCUUAGAGAAGGAGUCAGAGGAU
Molecule: messenger RNA, 10121 nt
Organism: Nycticebus coucang (slow loris)
Lineage: Eukaryota; Metazoa; Chordata; Mammalia; Primates; Lorisidae
Gene: IGSF9B
Product: immunoglobulin superfamily member 9B
Exons: 20
Coding region: 675-4622 (1315 amino acids)
Biological process (GO): cell-cell adhesion
Cellular component (GO): neuron projection
Molecular function (GO): protein binding
Source: RefSeq, a predicted model, not a curated record